This is a messenger RNA of Macadamia integrifolia, 2915 nucleotides long. Its product is annotated as sulfate transporter 1.2-like. Lineage: Eukaryota; Viridiplantae; Streptophyta; Magnoliopsida; Proteales; Proteaceae. Gene Ontology annotation, biological process: transmembrane transport. The record is from RefSeq and is a predicted model, not a curated record. Gene Ontology annotation, cellular component: membrane. Bases 772 to 2748 code for a protein of 658 amino acids. Gene Ontology annotation, molecular function: secondary active sulfate transmembrane transporter activity. The transcript has 14 exons.
UGUUGCCAAUUUGACUGUUUCUUAUGGUUGAAAGUUGUAAUUUGCUUUUGUUUCUCACACCCAACUUCCUAACCAGACUAUUCAACUGCUGCAGCACAAUAAUCUCUAAGAUGACAAAUAUGUUGCAUUAGAUCUCACAAGUCAACAACUCUCUAUAGUAAUUAACCUUUCUACAUAUGUGUUUAAUUAUAUAUAAUUUGACUGUUUCUUAUGGUUGAAAGUUUUAAUUUGCUUUUGUUUCUCAAACCCAACUUCCUAACCAGACUAUUCAACUGCUGCAACACAAUAAUCUCUAAGAUGACAAAUAUGUUGCAUCAGAUCUCACAAGUCAACAACUCUCUAAAGUAAUCAACCUUUCUACAAAUGUAUUUAAUUAUGUUUACAUGAUAAAUAUCAACUCCUAUGUCACUCAUUUGAUUUUGUAUCAUGUGAAUGCAGCUUAUAAUUAUAGUUUGAAAUUGUAAUCCAUCUUUAAUUUGGUUGCAUACCUUGUAUGUGGCAUGUGAGAGUUCUAGAACAUCCUUGAUAGCCAUUCGUGUGGCUUUCCUUCAGUUUUAGAAGUUUGACUUUUAAGUUUAAUUGAAAGUUAAAAGGAACAUAUAUAAGGAUGCUGAUAUAGAAGGCUUUUCAUUUUGGUAGCAUCUAACAAAGUGUUAGCAUCUGUUCACUUUGACACUUUGUUUGGAUUUAUGAUAGUUGAGGAACAAUUUCUCUCAGCUGAACUCGGGUGAAUGUAUCUGAGUUGAUCUUUGUCAAUAGUUUCUGUUUCCAAUGGCUCACCUCCCCGGGGAACAGUUUGAAAAGAAAGAUAUGGACAUUGCAAAUCAGCCAUCAUCAUGCAUUCACCCAGAUGACUCGCUACAUGUUCACAAGGUGGGUAUGGCCCCAAGGCAGAAAUUCCUCAAGGAGUUUACAGAUAUGUUGAAGGAAACAUUCUUCUCAGAUGACCCUCUACGCGAUUUCAAGGACCAACCUCGAUCAAGAAAAAUUAUCCUCGGCUUCCAAUCUGUUUUCCCAAUUUUGCAAUGGGGGAGAGACUACAAUUUAAUUAAAUUCAGAGGAGAUCUCAUUGCUGGACUCACCAUUGCAAGCCUUUGUAUUCCUCAGGACAUUGGGUAUUCAAAGCUUGCAAAUCUUGAUCCUCAAUAUGGGCUGUACUCCAGCUUUGUUCCACCACUAAUUUAUGCUUUCAUGGGGAGCUCGAGAGAUAUUGCCAUUGGACCAGUUGCUGUGGUGUCUCUCUUGCUGGGAACUAUGCUCCAGGAUGAGAUUGAUCCAAGUAAAAAUGCAGCUGACUAUCGUAGGCUGGCAUUCACAGCUACUUUUUUUGCUGGAAUCACUCAAGCAGCACUUGGAAUUCUCAGAUUGGGAUUCUUAAUUGACUUCCUAUCUCAUGCUGCCAUUGUUGGGUUCAUGGGAGGGGCUGCCAUUACGAUUGCACUUCAACAGCUUAAAGGUUUUCUUGGCAUAAAGAACUUUACCAAAAAAAGUGAUAUUAUUUCAGUUAUGCACUCAACAUGGGGCUCAGUACAUCAUGGUUGGAACUGGCAGACUAUACUCAUAGGGGCAUCAUUCUUGGCUUUCCUUCUGUUUGCCAAAUACAUUGGAAAGAAGAAUAAGAAAUUUUUCUUGGUACCAGCAAUUGCUCCAUUGAUCUCUGUUAUCAUUUCCACCUUUUUUGUGUAUAUUACGCGUGCAGAUGAGAAGGGUGUCCAAAUUGUGAACCAUAUAGAAAAAGGUGUCAAUCCGUCAUCAGUGGAUGAUAUAUAUUUCACCGGAAAGUACCUAGGGAUAGGUAUUAAGAUCGGUGUUGUGGCCGGAUUUAUAGCAUUAACGGAAGCUAUAGCAAUUGGGAGAACAUUUGCAUCCAUGAAGGACUAUCAAAUUGAUGGGAACAAAGAAAUGGUGGCACUAGGACUAAUGAAUGUUGUUGGUUCAAUGACUUCUUGCUAUGUGGCUACAGGUUCUUUCUCUCGCUCGGCUGUAAACUACAUGGCAGGCUGCCAAACUACUGUCUCCAACAUUGUGAUGUCCUGUGUUGUUUUACUAACCUUAGAACUGAUCACACCUCUAUUUAAGUAUACCCCAAACGCCAUUCUUGCUUCUAUCAUUAUAUCUGCAGUGAUUGGCCUCAUCGACAUUGAGGCAGCUUUGCUCAUAUGGAAGAUCGAUAAAUUUGACUUUGUUGCUUGUAUGGGAGCCUUCCUUGGUGUAGUUUUUGUUUCUGUUGAGAUUGGACUCUUAAUUGCGGUUAGCAUAUCUUUCGCUAAAAUACUCCUACAAGUGACCAGGCCACGGACUGCAAUACUUGGAAAUAUACCUAGAACAACAGUCUACAGGAAUGUCCAACAAUAUCCAGAGGCAACCAAGGUUCCUGGGAUUUUGAUCGUGAGGGUUGAUUCAGCAAUAUAUUUUUCCAACUCCAACUAUGUUAAGGAGAGGAUCUUGCGGUGGCUAAUAGAUGAGGAUGAACAAUUGAAAACAAAUGAUCUACCAAGAAUCCAGUUCUUGCUAAUCGAGAUGUCACCCGUUACCAACAUUGACACUAGUGGCAUCCAUGCCUUGGAAGAGUUGUACCGGAGUCUCCAUAAGAGAGGUGUUCAACUUGUCAUAGCAAAUCCUGGGCCGGUGGUGAUAGAGAAGCUUCAUGCAUCAAAAUUUACAGAUUUGAUUGGCGAUAACCAUAUCUUCCUCACAGUCGCAGAUGCCGUGAUGACAUGUGCCCCAAAGAUGAAAGAAGAAGCCUGAUGAGAAGAUUUUGACCAUUGAUGCCUACCUGCCUCGCCUCAACUCUUUUGUUUAGUCUAUCCAAUGCAUCUUGAUCUAAUUCUACGGCCAAGAGCCUUCAAAAAGAAUCAAGAGGAGCCAUAAAGUGUAUAUAUCUGAAAUGAGACUGAAAGGGGGGUUUUUUUUUU